Messenger RNA from Trypanosoma brucei brucei TREU927, 2865 nucleotides. RefSeq lists its product as hypothetical. NCBI's taxonomy places the organism in Eukaryota, Euglenozoa, Kinetoplastea, Trypanosomatida, Trypanosomatidae. The record is from RefSeq and is a predicted model, not a curated record. Bases 1 to 2865 code for a protein of 954 amino acids. The transcript has a single exon.
AUGUCUCUAGUAGGAGACGUACUUCAACGAGUGCGAGUGCAUGCUGCCCAGCGUCGCCUGCGUCUCAAUGACUUCUUCACCGAUUUCGACAAGUUGAACUCUGGCCGUAUCACAGCAGGGCAGUUGCGUCGGGCACUUGCCGUUAAUAACAUACCGGUCAGCGAUGAAGAGUUUGAUGCAAUUACCGAUGCCUUUGCAGCUCCAUACACUCAUGGGGGCUCAGGCGAAGUGACACCACGUGGUGCCGGGUCUCUUGUGAGUUAUACGAACUUCCUUCAGGCGCUGCAGGCAGAGGAACCGCCUCCGGAGUUGCUCACCACGUUGAAGCGCAAGCCAAAUUCGCUGUCGGAUGCAGAGGAGGCGCAGUUGCGCGCCGCCAUGCAAUCGAUCCGUGAUAUCUCUCGGGUGCGCGGGCUCCAGUUGCGUAAAUGCUUUGAAGAUUUUGACCAUUUCCGAAGCGGUAAGGUAUCGGCCUCGGUGUUUCGUCGCUGCAUUCCGUUUGAAGGACUGCGUGAGGAGGUAAUUAAGCUAUUCAUUAAGAAGUAUAAGAAUGAGGACGGGGAUGUUUUGUACUCUGCAUGGUGCAAUGACAUCGAGGAUAAGCCCCAAGAAAUGAGUCAACAUUCGCCCACCGCUGCUCCACUGAAGAACUUUUUGCGGAGCCGAAGCGGCUUUCACACCGUUGAUGGUUUGCUGCGCAUGUUGCGAGAACAAUUCUCUAUGUAUCACUUGCGCUGUGACGAUUACCUGCGUGACUAUGAUCACUUCAAGACGGGCUUUGUCACUGCACCCCAGUUUGAGUCUGCCCUCGGCCAGCUCCGCCUUGUUGACGCAAAACUUACUGCGGAGAACAUAGCGAUGCUCACGCGAGCGUAUGCCGAUGAAUCAACCUUGGUUGAAAAGCCAGGAAUGGAUGAGAAUCCUUUCGUGCGUGUGAAUUAUGUUCAGUUCCUUGCUGACACCAACCCGCGGCACACGGAGGCUGACGGCGGUUCAGCGAACUAUUUGGCACAAACAAGGGCGCCCGGGCAGUUCAUCGAUGCAACGAAUCAACAAGAGCAGCAACAGACGGAGGCGGUGUUGCGGAAGGUGCGGCAGAUUAUUCGUUCUAACCGUAUUCAUCUGGUUCCAACUAUGCAUGAUUUCGACCGCGCACGGAAGGGUAUCUACGAGCACCGCACAUGCACUGCUUCCCGCUUUAUUCGCUCGCUGGCAACUCACAAAAUUUUUCUGAAGCCGGAAGAGAUCGAGCUUCUCGUGAGGCGGUAUUCCAUUCGCGCUCCCGACGGCGGCCCCGCCGAUGAGGUAAAUUACUUCCAGUUCGUCAUGGACGUAGAUGAAGUGAAAUGGGACACGGGGGCGUCGCGGAUUUUAAACUCUUCUGCUAUGGCAGAGCUGCAAAAGAGUGUUGAGCUGUCGCGGCCACUUCCUGCCGACACGGUAGUGAAUGUGUUGGUGAAGAUUGCAAUGCAGGCGGAGGAACGUCACCUGCGUGUGAGUGAGUUCUUCUUUGACUUUGAUCCGCUUCGCGGCGGGACUGUGCAAACGGACAAGUUCAUAGUUGCUCUCGGUAUCGCCGGUGUGAAGUUGCAUCCCAGUGAGGCGGACCUGCUGAAGAAGGAAUACGCCUCCACAAAGGUGCGGGAUCACGUUGACACGAACCGCUUCAUCGCUGAUAUCGGGCAGGUAGCGCCGUCGGCUGUGCCUUCCGUUUCCACCAGAUAUGAUUUUACUGCAUCCCGUAGUGCAAAGGGCGAGGCGGCUAUUACGCUAAAGGAAACGAUCCAGAACCCCGAUGAUAAGCUUACUGCUGCUGAACUUGAGGAGCUUGGACGACUGCGUGCUCGACUUUCCCACGACGUGAGCUCACACCAGGCUCUCCUGCUACCCUUCUUUGCAGACUUUGACCGGUUCCACCGGGCGAAGAUUACCCGAACAAACUUCCAGCAGGGACUUGCCCGCCAUCGCUUUGCCCUGACGGCAGCGGAGAUUGAUCUACUGUCUCGUUACUACGCGGCGGCGGAUGACAAGGAGUCCAUCGAAUACAGGCGUUUUGUUGGGGACAUUGGCCUAGGCGAGUUGGCUGUAGGUGAAUUUCAAAAGACUAUCAACGGCAACGGUGCAACCUUCACAGCGUCACUUCCAGCAUCCACAUGCGCCGGCAGCACACAACGAAACGUUGGGGAUGAGGAAAAGUUUCUGGAUGAGGUGCUGCUGAAGAUCUGUUACUUUCUUCAAGAGCGCAAACCGAGACUCGCGGAGUUUUUCCCAGACGGUGAUGAAUUGCGGCACCGGCAUGUAACAAACUCACGAUUUAGGCACUGCUUGUCUAUUCUCGGUAUCGAGCUUACGGAGGAGGAACUGAGGGUGCUCGAAAUCUCUUUUGCUCAUCCGGAGAUGGAAAAUCAUGUGGACUACCCCACCUUCCUGGCAGUGGUGACACAUAUGUUGCAAAACAUUACACGGCGGAUGGGGCCACAGCAACGGAACGACAGUGGAAGCGCCACAACCUUUGCUGCUUACGCGGCCGCUGGGAAUUCCGAAAAUCUUCCCCACAUUGCAGCCGCCCCACCGGCGGAAAAGGCGACAGAAGAAGGUGAUAAAUCUUUCCAUGCAUCUGUGAUGGAUAGGGUGCGCCGUACCCUCGCCUCUCGGCGAUCCGUCUCGCUUCCUGCGUUCAGGCAAUACGACAGGGCUCGUAAGGGGUUUGUAAAGGAGGGACAAUUUUUUGCAACGCUUAUGUCUCUCGGUGUACAGCUGAGUCCUGCACAGGCAGAUGUGCUUCGCAAAACCUACAGCAUAGGAGGUGGGGAGAUGGGUUACGUUCAUUUUUCAGCUGCGGUUGAUGAUCCGCGUUUUGAAUAA